Gadus chalcogrammus (walleye pollock) is the source of this 563-nucleotide messenger RNA. Its product is annotated as phosphatase and actin regulator 3-like. Gene Ontology annotation, biological process: actin cytoskeleton organization. The transcript is spliced from 5 exons. Gene Ontology annotation, molecular function: actin binding. Bases 1 to 402 code for a protein of 133 amino acids. NCBI's taxonomy places the organism in Eukaryota, Metazoa, Chordata, Actinopteri, Gadiformes, Gadidae. The record is from RefSeq and is a predicted model, not a curated record.
AUGGCUUCAUCGGACGGGAUGGAGGAAGAUUGCAUGCUGCAGCGGGGGAGAUCUCAAAGUGACCCGAGCAACAUCACUGAGGUGCGCUUGGGGGAACACAGAUCAGAAAAGAACGACCAGAGUGAACAGGAGGAGAGGAGAGAGAUCAAACAACGGCUCAACAGAAAGCUGAACCAGCGACCCACUGUGGACGAGCUCCGGGACCGCAAGAUCCUGAUCCGCUUCAGCGACUACGUGGAGGUGGCCAAAGCCCAGGACUACGACAGGAGGGCCGACAAACCCUGGACCCGCCUCUCCGCCUCCGACAAGGCAGCAAUACGGAAAGAACUGAACGAGUUCAAGAGCAACGAGAUGGAAGUCCAUACCUCAAGCAAGCACCUGACCAGGUUCCACCGGCCUUAGCCAGGUCUCUUCUGUGAAGAGUUGCUGGUUCUUGGUUCUGUUCAGUUGCGACCUUGCAUGGAGUCUUCCACGGGCCCCGCCGGCCCUCAGCCAGGGGCCCUCCUGAUGUUCGGGUGCAAUGCACCUUGGAGGCUAUGUCUCUCUAGUGAGUUGGAGCAGCU